This is a messenger RNA of Selaginella moellendorffii, 844 nucleotides long. Its product is annotated as peamaclein. NCBI's taxonomy places the organism in Eukaryota, Viridiplantae, Streptophyta, Lycopodiopsida, Selaginellales, Selaginellaceae. The coding region runs from base 29 to 631 and encodes 200 amino acids. The transcript is spliced from 5 exons. The record is from RefSeq and is a predicted model, not a curated record.
UCCUCCUGUCAACUCAAUCAAUCAGCUAAUGACAUCCAGCACACUGCCAGCCAGCUACAGAACGCGAAGAAUCAUUGUUCUAGCACUCGGCCCGAUCGGGCACAGGAUUUUCACUCGGCAGCACAAAGGUGGUAGCAGCGGCCAACCCGGUGCUUCCACAACACGUACAAACAUCCAAACUUUUUUCACCGCUUCUUCACAGCUGUAUCGUUUUGUUCAGGUUCACUGCUUCAAAGCUCGGCUGUGUAUAUAUUUUGAGGGGGCUCGAUCGCGGGGGGCACUUUUGUUUCCUUUCUUCCUCCGUAGUGGAUACGCGAUGGUCCACAAAUCCGCGCUGGUGGUCCUCCUGGUAUUGGUCUUGAUGAUGCAGCAGCAUUGCCAGGGAGGCGAUGUUGGUGAAAACCAUCCGAGCGUUGCUCUCACCACCGCGAGGAGGCUCCAGAAUAUCAACUGCGGUUCUGCCUGCGAUUACAGGUGCUCCAAAGCUGAUGCGCACGACAGAUGCAUCAAAUACUGCAACAUUUGCUGUGGCAAGUGCAACUGCGUUCCUCCGGGAACUUACGGGAACAAGGAAACGUGCCCCUGCUACAACAAUCUCAAAAACUCCAAGGGCGGUCCGAAGUGCCCCUGAUUUCGAUCAGCCUCCAGGUCCAGGUACACAAGAUCGCUCCAUAAACUUUGCUCCUGCAAAGAAAGAAGAGAAACUCCAUGAGGUUUGAUAGGAUGUAUUGCAGUAUUUGUGCUUGAAUAAUACAUCAAUGUUCAUUGAUGUGUAGACAAAAAAAGAUUUGUGGAAAGAUCGAAAUGGUCAAACUAGUUGAGCCAUGGAACUUUCAACUUUAAA